Molecule: messenger RNA, 1635 nt
Organism: Hydra vulgaris (swiftwater hydra)
Lineage: Eukaryota; Metazoa; Cnidaria; Hydrozoa; Anthoathecata; Hydridae
Product: muscarinic acetylcholine receptor M3
Biological process (GO): adenylate cyclase-inhibiting G protein-coupled acetylcholine receptor signaling pathway; G protein-coupled receptor signaling pathway, coupled to cyclic nucleotide second messenger; chemical synaptic transmission
Cellular component (GO): plasma membrane; dendrite; synapse
Molecular function (GO): G protein-coupled serotonin receptor activity; G protein-coupled acetylcholine receptor activity
Source: RefSeq, a predicted model, not a curated record
UAUAUCAUCCUAUGAUCCUUUUACUUUUCAUAUUUUAUUUGAAAAGAUUAAAUAUUAUAAACAUAUGUCUACAUGUGUUUUACUUUAUGGAUCAUUAGCUAACAGUUUAAGAACAAAUAUAAUUCGACACAAUUAAGAUAACUUGAUCCAACAAUGAGGCCUUCAAUGCACUCCUUGUUAAACAAUGGCCUUUAUACUGCUUUACCAACUUCAUUUUUUAAUAGUACGACACCUAGUUCUGAUUGUACAUUGCCAUCCGUUAAAGCGUUGUCAUUUUUUUUACCCGCAAUGAUUGGUGGCGCAUUUCUUAGCAUUACAACAAUCUUUGGAAAUCUUUUAAUUAUUUUGGCUUAUUUUAGAAACAAAAAAAUUAGAAGCCUAUCAAAUGUUCCAAUACUUUCAUUAGCAUUUACAGAUAUGUUUAUCGGAUUUUUUCCUGUAACCAUGAACAUUAUGGAAAUGUCUAUGGGGUACUGGCCUCUUGGAAAAGAAUUUUGUAAUGUGGCACUUGUUUUAGACUACGUUUCAAUUCAAUCUUCAAUAAAUCAUAUUGUUUUGAUUAAUUUUGAUAGGUAUCUUUCAAUAAAAUCUCCAAUGAAACAUCGAUUACACCAAAAAACAUCAAAAGUCAUUACUAAAUUAUUCACAGUGUGGUUAAUAGCUGUAAUAGUAUGGGUACCAUAUAUUAACAUUUAUAAACAUAUAGUAAGAAAAGAAAAUUUAGAUGAUAAACAAUGCUACAAGCAGUUUUCUAAAGGUCACGAUUUCGACUUUAAAAGAUACGCUUCUAUUACAACGUCAGUAAUAGGAUACUUUCUACCGCUCGGUAUUGUAAUUAUAACGUAUUGGAAAAUGUAUUUUAUUGUAAGACAACAACUCUAUGAAGUGCCUAAAUUUUAUUAUACUCUAAAUGCAGAAAGUAAGUUUUCUGCAGAAACGACUAAAUGGAAACAAUCAUUUCCAUUGUCCGAUGAAAUGCCAGAUAAUUCUGCCGAUAUGCAAAAAAAUCUAGAUUUAAUAAAGAAACGUAAGAGAAUACUUAGACAUAAAAAAGCAUUGCGUAUGAUUGCAAGCAUAAUAUCAGCUUUUGUAAUUACUGGGUUACCUCUUAAUGCACAAUGGCUAUUGGUUGGUAUGUGCCCGACAUGUUAUUACAAAACAUUAUUUGACAUUUGCAACUUUUUAACAUAUCCAAAUUCUACAGUUAAUCCUUUUCUUUACGCAUACGUAAGUCGAACAUUUCGUCUAGAGUUCAAGAAGAUAUUACUCUGUAAAUUUUUCAGAAAUUAUUUUUCUGAUUCUAAAUAAAACACGUCAAUUAUCGUGUAAAUUAUAAUCCAAAGAAACUAUCAAGAAGCGAAUCGACGUAAUUUACGCGUGCUUAUUCCUGUUAACGGAACAAUCACGAAGCGAAUCGAUUUAACUUAAUAUGGUUUCUGCAAUUCAGUUUAAAACGUGUUAAAAGCAUGCAGUUUAAACGAAAAAAAAAAUCAUACAUGUAGUACAUGUAUGGGUACAAAUAUAGAUUUUUUAUAAAUUAAAACUAAUUUCUAAUUGAAAAAAAUUUUAAAAUGUUUAUAAUUCAAAAACUAAAUAAAUUAAAAAAUCUUAUUUUACGUCAUGUCCAAGCAUUUU